AGCCCAUCAUUGAAACAUCGAAAAAUCAUCACUGCGGUCGUGAUGUUUCUUUGUAUAUACUAGUCAUCAUCUAUCUGAUUCUUACGGCCCUAGCUUUUCUCUAAUAACUUCCUGUUGUUUAACCUUUUGGUCGCUUCCACUUCAAUGCAGUCCGUCGAUUCUUCGUACGCCCUUGCCAUCACCGGCGCAGCCUGUGUUUGCGCUUGGUAUUGGCGAGCAAGGAAAAACGCCAAUGAGUUCUCUCAUCUGGCUCUCCCGCCGGGACCAAAGCCACUACCUCUCGUGGGUAACGUCAAGGACAUGCCAACUUCGCACGAGUGGGUAACUUAUACCAAGUGGGCUAAGCAAUACGGCGACGUUAUGCAUCUCAGCGUCUUUGGCCAGUCCAUCGUUAUCAUCAGUUCGCUAGAAGCCUCCAAGGCCUUGCUAGAUGGCAAGAGCGCCAUCACGUCCGACAGGCCUCGUUUCGCCAUGAUUUCAGAUUUGAUGGGCUGGAGCUGGGCUGUACAGUUUAUGGAAAUGGGUCCACGCUUUCGUAAAUACCGAAAGACUGUCCAUCGUCUGUUACAGGCUCAGACAGUCAAGACGUAUUGGCCGAUCAUUCAGCAGGGGAGCUUUUCUCUGCUAAGGGCCCUUCUGAACGAUCCCGAACACUUUCGCGAUCACGUUAAGCACCAUUCGGGCGGAUUGAUGAUGACGAUUCUAUAUGGUGAGCAAGAAGGCGAGAUAAGAGAUAAGUACGUGUCAAAGGCGGAUCAAGCUGUCGACGGUCUCGUUAAGGCAGGAAAUGUCGGGACCUUCCUCGUUGAUUUUCUCCCGUUCUUAAAAUACGUUCCAGAAUGGAUGCCAGGUGCAGGAUUCCAGACUAAGGCAAGAAUAUGGCGUCAACAAGCUCGUGAGAUGAUCGAAAUACCCUUCUUGCGGACUAAACAGCUAUUUGAUCAAGGCAUGACCCAACCUUCCGUCAUGAGCCAACUCCUGCGUGAGCAGCUAGACAGUAAGGAAGGAGCCAUCGACAAGGAACUUAUUAUGGGUGCCAUUGGCGUCUUGUUUGUUGGUAAAAUGGCCAUGAACCCACGAGCCCAAAAACGAGCUCAAGAGGAGAUCACAUCUGUGUUGGGACCGGACAAGUUACCUCAGUUUUCCGACCGAUCGAUGCUACCCUACUUUGAAUGUGUCAUGUGGGAAACUCUGCGAUGGAAUCCAGGAGUUCCUCUUGGAGUUCCCCAUCGAUCAAUGGAAGAUUUCCAGUACAAAGACUACCGUAUUCCUGCUGGUGCCACUAUCCUCGCGAACCAAUGGGCGAUUUUGCAUGACGAACAGAACUACGAGAAGCCUUUUGAGUUCAUCCCAGAGAGGUUCUUCGAUGCAGCAAAAGACGGGAAAACAGUUCUUGAUCCACGAGAGGCGUCGUUUGGUUUCGGACGCCGAGUUUGUCCCGGUAAACACUUCGCUGACGACCUGCUAUGGAUGUUAAUGAUCCACAUAAUCACGAGUUUCGACAUCACACAGGCAACUGACGCGGAAGGGAAGCCAAUACCGAUUGCGGGUACUUAUGCGGCUGGUCUUGUCACACGCCCAGAGCCAUAUAUAUGUACAAUUACGCCUCGUUCAGAUGCUCUUGUUCAGCUGAUACAGGCUGGUUCUUCUGAUCAUGCGGUCAUCGCUGAUCGACACUCAUGAGAUGUGUUCUUUGUGGUUUUCUUCUAUCAUUUUACUGAUUUUAUCUAUUAUAUCACUACUGCCUUGCGUUAGUUCAUUCCUCCUUUAUAUGCUCGAUAAAGUAUCCAAGUGUUCGACCGUUCAAGCUUCCAAUGUAUCUUGUUCACAGCACACUGGAAGUAUUGCAACGCAGUCCACAUGAAACCAUCGAGCUUUCAUCAAUCCUAAGAUAGUGCAGAUCAAAAAUAAUGUAGUGCGGUGUAGUUGUUGCCAUACCAAAGUUCUCUGGCAUGACUAUUGAAGAGCUACAAUCUGGCGUUCAUAUACUUGCUGAAGAACUUCAUCGCAAAAAAAAAACAUGAGGACCGGCGGAAUAAAUUAUGUACAACCGUAAGACACGUCCUGCAGUGGGUAUCACACCAGGGCAAUAUGAGAACA
This is a messenger RNA of Serpula lacrymans var. lacrymans S7.9, 2100 nucleotides long. RefSeq lists its product as uncharacterized. The transcript is spliced from 13 exons. The record is from RefSeq and is a predicted model, not a curated record. Gene Ontology annotation, molecular function: monooxygenase activity; heme binding; iron ion binding. NCBI's taxonomy places the organism in Eukaryota, Fungi, Basidiomycota, Agaricomycetes, Boletales, Serpulaceae. The coding region runs from base 145 to 1683 and encodes 512 amino acids.